Aspergillus steynii IBT 23096 is the source of this 1338-nucleotide messenger RNA. RefSeq lists its product as uncharacterized. The record is from RefSeq and is a predicted model, not a curated record. The transcript has a single exon. Bases 1 to 1338 code for a protein of 445 amino acids. NCBI's taxonomy places the organism in Eukaryota, Fungi, Ascomycota, Eurotiomycetes, Eurotiales, Aspergillaceae.
AUGAAAUAUUUGCAAGGAAUCACAUCUACUUCUCUAAACUUCCCGCUUCGCUCGCACAUAGUCCGAGAAAAGGCUACCGGGACUCCCAGCUCUCAAGAGACCGAUACCCCAUUUCCAAACGGCCUAGGGAGCGACACCAAGCUUCCGUGUCCAGGAUGGUACGGUGUGUGGCUAGCCGAACAAUUCAAGCAACUGCCGACACGAUGUUUUGAUAUAUUCCACAUCAAUCAGGACACUGGCGACGAAGAUGCUCACUGGAAGGUGUUUUUAGUUGCAUUUUCAACGGUCGCUGAAUGCAUCGUCGCAUCGCCCUCAGUCACAAUUGACGAGAUCAUCGCCCAGUUAUAUGACAAGGGCUUAAUGGCAGAGGAUGUCCCCGUUGAACAAUCGCAAGACUACCUCCACUUAGUCCGUUAUUUAGUAUUUUGUGCUCUGGGAUGGCAAACCAUGCUCUUCACUCCUGCGCCUCUGGGGUCGCUAUCCCAACCAGUAUAUCAUCUAGCCAUGGACGAGAGGGAAGGCUGCUGCGAGUAUACACAUAUGUCAUUGCGACAAGAUACGCGUGCCUGCGAGCGCGAAUCACUGAGCGAGUUCCUCAUGGGAUUCGGACUGUUGCUUCCGCCGAAGAACCUUUGUCUAAACGACAACCAGGAAGUCCAACGCGCCUUUAACCAGCAGCUCGAAGUCGACGCGAAAACGUUUAACGCCUACAAUCUCACUUCGAUAGCGGGUUUGCGCAUCAAAUGGGUCGACGCCCUGGCCUGCCAUCUGGAACUCAACUCAACGACAAAAGAAAUAUCGCUGUUUCGAUUCCCUUCGUUUUGUGAGAUUGCACUAUCCGCCCACGAAUCGACCGGUCAGGGUGCCAUCUAUUCCUGCGCAACAACUAGUAUGCUGCGCUGUCAGUGGGCAACGGAGGAGGAGAUAACUCAUUUCUUGCUUGAGGUUCUAUGUUCCUAUCGACUUCUGUUCGGGCAGACAAAGCGAUCGCGAUCCCUAUUCCGCGAUUUGGAUCCGUUUACUCGAGUGUCUAAGCCUAGCCGGGAUCCGUUACUGAAUAAAUUGUGCAGUAUGAGAUCAUGUCCUGCUCCAGGUGUUACAGAAAAAGAGAUGUAUUACCUGCCGCAUGACUUUCCUAUCCUUCGGUAUCGGAUUGUUAUUUUGCAGCGUCACCUAGCGACUGCGGCCCCUCGGACAUGGGUCCAGUUGUGGCGGGAUAAUCGAAAUUCGGCGAACUGGCUUACGUUUUGGGCUGUGAUUUUUUUCGGGGCAUUUGGCUCGCUCAUGGCCUUUCUACAAGUUCUUCUACAGCUUGUCCAGAUGAUUAAGGGCGACUAA